Diospyros lotus (date-plum) is the source of this 2733-nucleotide messenger RNA. RefSeq names its product receptor-like serine/threonine-protein kinase At2g45590. The record is from RefSeq and is a predicted model, not a curated record. Gene Ontology annotation, molecular function: protein kinase activity; ATP binding. Gene Ontology annotation, biological process: protein phosphorylation. The coding region runs from base 164 to 2224 and encodes 686 amino acids. The transcript has 2 exons. NCBI's taxonomy places the organism in Eukaryota, Viridiplantae, Streptophyta, Magnoliopsida, Ericales, Ebenaceae.
UUAGCGGAGGGUGAGGAGAGGGAGGAGAGAGAGUGAGACCCUCUCCCCCUCUCACGAGUCUCUUUCCUUCCAAUCUUCAUAUUCUCUCCGCACUGCGCAACAGCAAAUGAAAUGAAUUUCUAAUACAUUUUCAACCCUCGCUUCUUCAUCUCUUGCAGCAGCAAUGCCGUCACGUGCACUUCCGUUUUCCGAUAUUCCCUCGGCGAUUGCGCCGCCGCCGGAGCCUCCGCUCCACCGCCCUCACCACCACCACCGCGCUCACGUGAACCUUAUCUCCCCCAUCGUAGCUGGAACUCUCACCCUUGCCUGCCUCAUUUUCCUCGUUGCUAUCUAUCGUAAGCUCUCCAAGAAACGCACGGCUCCCGCGGAUCUGAAGCCGCCGCACCGGUUCUCGUACGCGCUGCUCCGCCGAGCCACGGCGUCGUUCUCCGCGGCCAACCGCAUCGGACAGGGCGGAUUCGGCUCGGUUUACAAGGGAACGCUUCCGUCCGGGCAAGACAUCGCCGUCAAGCUCAUGGACGCUGCUGGUUCUCUGCAGGGAGAGCGGGAGUACCACAAUGAACUGUCUCUCGCUUCGAAGAUCGAAUGCCGAGACGACGUGGUAUCUAUUCUUGGCUUCUCCUCUGAUAAGCGUAGCCGGCGGGGGAGGAGGCUGUUGCUCGUCUACGAGUAUAUGCAAAACGGCAGUCUCCAAGACGCUUUGUUGGAUCGCAAGUGUCCGGAGCUGAUGGAUUGGAAGAAGAGAUUUGCAAUCGCCACGAACAUUGCGAGAGCCAUUCAGUACCUUCACUGUUCGUGUACUCCGCCGAUAGUUCACGGCGAUAUCAAGCCCUCAAAUGUUCUAUUGGAUGCGCAUUUCAACGCGAAGAUUGCGGACUUUGGCCUAGCUCGAGUGGUCACGGAAGAUGAAAUUGUCGACACGCAUCUAGAACACUGUGAAGAGGGAGCGAAAAGAGGAAAUGCGGACGAAAAUGGAUCUAUACUUGAGGAGACGGAGAGUGUAUUAACGGAGGAAGUGGCGGUCACUGUGGAUCAGUCGCCGGAGAGUUGUGUUAGGAUUUUGGAUGCCGAUGGGGAGGUGUUGUCGCCGGAGAUGGGGGCAGCGGAGGCUUCGCCGUCUGAGGCUUUGGACAAGGCCAGUGUCUCAGAGUGUUGUUUUGAGAAUGUUGACAUUGGCAAUAGGAAGGGUGUUGGGAGGAAGAAAAGGCGGGCAGAUUGGUGGUGGAAGCAGGACGGCGGCUCGGAGUCGGGGAGAGUUAAGGAUUAUGUGAUGGAGUGGAUCGGGAGUGAGAUAAAGAAGGAGAGACCCAAUGGCGAGUGGAUUGCGGAGGACGGCAGUACAGUUAAGGGGAAAGUAAAAACAGAGCAAAAGAAGCGCAGGAAGAAGUUAGAAUGGUGGGCUUCAUUGGACGAGGAAAGAAUUCAGAGGCAGAAGAGGAAUCGGAAGCCGAAGGAAUGGUGGAAGGAGGAAUUUUGUGAAGAACUAUCGAAGAAGAAGAAGAAAAGGGAGCUGAAAUCUACUAGUAAUGGUGGCGGCGGUGGCGAAUUCUGGUGGCAGAGAGACACGGACUUAAGGCCUGAGAUAAAGAAGGGGAAGAGCAGGGGUAGUAGGGGAAGCAUAGAUUGGUGGUUGGAUGGGCUCAGUGGGGAGUUUAGAAGUGGCAGGAGAAACAGUCAAGAUUGGGCCAGUGGAGAAAUCCCCAAGAGUGGAGGUGUUAGUAGUACUCCUAGUAUGAGAGGAACUGUUUGUUAUAUUGCCCCUGAAUAUGGUGGUGGUGGGCAGCUCUCUGAGAAAUGUGAUGUGUACAGUUAUGGCGUUCUCUUACUGGUUCUGGUUUCAGGGCGAAGACCGCUGCAAGUGACAGCCUCGCCAAUUUCAGAAUUCGAGAGGGCAAAUCUUAUUUCGUGGGCUCGUCAACUCGCCCGCAAUGGCAAGCUUUUGGAUCUGCUAGACCCUUGUAUCCAGUCGGUGGAUCGUGAUCAGGCACUGCUGUGCAUCACUAUUGCACUCCUGUGUCUGCAGAGAUCACCAAGCAAGCGGCCGGCCAUGAAGGAUAUUGUGGAGAUGCUUCUGGGUGAGGCUGAGCCACCCCAUUUGCCAUUCGAGUUUUCUCCAUCACCACCGUCGAAUUUCCCAUUCAAAUCUAGGAAAAAACUUGGGGAAUUUUCAACAUCAAAUUAUAAAUUGAGAUCUAAGACAGUGCUGCUACUUGGUUGGAUGUAAACGUAAUAUGAGUUUAUAAUGUAAGACUUUUUGGCACUCUUAUUUUGGCUGUCACUUUGUAUAUAUCACAUUGCUUUCCAGGUGAUGAUUGCAGAAGCAUGAGGCUUUCAUCCCCUUGCACAUUAUAAACAUGGAGGAUCUGAACAAACAAAAGUCUAUUUGAGUGUACUGCUAUCUCAUGACAUUGUAGCCUAAGUUCUAAAUUUAACUUUUUAAGCAAAAGUAUGAUGUUUAACCUUUGAUUUAGAUUCUCAAACGAUACUUCUAAUGACAUGAAAUGAUGCUUGGAUAGGAGCAAAUUUCCCACUGAUAACUUAUAUGGGAAAUAAUAAAUGCUGUUGAUGUAAUUGGAAAAUGAAUAUUUCCUCAUUAUCUCACUAGUGCUAUAUAUAUAAAUAACAGACUUUUCAACCUUCACUACAGAUCUAGAUGCUUCUCAAUUUUUGUUGAAUUGUGCUUGAUUCUGCAAAGAAAGGGUAGUCUUGUGGGAAUAGAAUAUCUAUAUAUUA